Symbiodinium natans is the source of this 484-nucleotide messenger RNA. NCBI's taxonomy places the organism in Eukaryota, Dinophyceae, Suessiales, Symbiodiniaceae. The record is from the annotation of a GenBank genome assembly.
GGUAGCCUUGCGGGCCGAACCAGCGCCCCUUAAGCGGCCGCCCACCGCCUAUUUCCUAUGGUUGGCUGAGAACCGACCGCGAAUCAAGGAGUCCCUUGGCGAGGAAGGCCGCAAGGUAACAGAGGUUUCCAAGGCUGCUGGCAAAGAAUGGAAGAAAUUGACAGCGAAGGCAAAGAAGAAGUAUGUGGAAGAAGCUGAGAAGCUUAAGGCAGACUACUUGGUGCAGAAGGCGGCAACUGAAAGCACGAGUGAAAGCGCAGCCCGAAAGGACCCAAGCCUGCCAAAGAGACCCAAGAAUGCCUACAUGUUGUGGCUCCAAGAACACAGGAAAGACAUCGCAAAGUCGUUGGGACCCAAUCACCAGCCUAAAGAGGUGAUGGUCGAAGCCGGGAGGAUGUGGAGGUCCUUCUCGGAUGCUGAGAAGAAACCUUACGUGGCACAGGCAUCUAAGCUGAAGAAGGCUUAUGAGAAACAGGUGAGAUGA